This is a messenger RNA of Fusarium tjaetaba, 357 nucleotides long. RefSeq lists its product as uncharacterized. Lineage: Eukaryota; Fungi; Ascomycota; Sordariomycetes; Hypocreales; Nectriaceae. The coding region runs from base 1 to 357 and encodes 118 amino acids. The record is from RefSeq and is a predicted model, not a curated record. The transcript has 4 exons.
AUGCCUGAGAACAGCAAGAGUACUUCUGUCCAGCUUUGGCCUUGGCAGAAACGAGCUCUCGAGAAUGGACAUACCGAGAUAUCUGUCGCUCCCUUAACAGCUCUAACAAAUGUUGCCAUACCGAACCAGCGCUGGUGGACGGAGAGUGAGAUGAGACGUCUCAUUCAGCUAAGAAACAGCGGGAAAUCCUGGGCCGCUAUCACUGCACAAUUCCCAGGACGGACUCUUCAAGGAGUCAAGCAGACAUACCGCAAGCGUCGGUUUGCUACUGAGCUACAAAUGAAGAAAGAGGCAUUAGCGGCCAGUCCUGCUGAUCCUUCUCAUAUUGCAGAUAACGCUGAAGAAGACAAUCAGUGA